CUGUAGUUGAAAAUGAAAGUAGUAAUGUGGAUUAUUCGAAGCGGAUGAAAUCGGAUUUAAAGGGAAAACAACGAUUUUUCUUCUUCUAUCGUAAAGAAUCUCCAUUUAGUCAGUUCCACUCGAGUAAAUUUAGUGUUGAUGAUAAAGAAUUCAGUUGUGCUGAACAGUAUAUGAUGUACAGUAAAGCAGUUCUGUUUAACGACGAGGUAAUGAAAAAAGCUAUAUUAAAGACAAGCAACCCGGCUGAGAUGAAGAAAUGUGGACGAAGAGUAAAAGAUUUCGAUGCAGAUGUUUGGAAUAAGCAUUGUGUGGAUAUUGUUAGAACCGGAAACGAAGCUAAGUUUUCACAGAAUGAGACGUUGAAAGAGCAGUUAUUCCAGACGUAUCCAAAAACAUUAGCGGAAGCCAGUCCUAUGGAUAGGAUAUGGGGUAUAGGACUCUCAGAGAAAAACGAAUUGGCAUGGGACAGCAAAACAUGGCGAGGGAAAAAUCUUUUAGGAUACACAUUGACUGAAGUUCGUGAUAAACUGAUGAAAGACGAAGAUCUUAUUGAUUAACGUGAUUCCCUGUGAUUCGAUUAGUUUACUUUUGGUGCUUCUUAUGUUCAGACCAUCUGAUCAUAAUAUAGGUCUUGCUCAUACUUUAAGGAUCCCGUUCAUACUUGUACAGUAAACAAACUUUACUCUAAAUAGCAUAUGAUUGAUAGAAUUCUUACUGUGAACGUACUUUGCUUAAGAAUAUUGUC
This is a messenger RNA of Lottia gigantea (owl limpet), 745 nucleotides long. RefSeq lists its product as hypothetical. The record is from RefSeq and is a predicted model, not a curated record. The transcript has 3 exons. Lineage: Eukaryota; Metazoa; Mollusca; Gastropoda; Lottiidae. The coding region runs from base 45 to 557 and encodes 170 amino acids.